ACAAUAUUCAGAAGAAGAAUCUCAGGCAAUCGAGAGAAACAUGAAAAUCACGGGCAAAAACAGAGCAAACGCCGACAUCCCAGGUGACAAGAACAGACCUCGGCUGAAUAAAGGCAUCAAAGAGGGCGGAUCUGAUUACAUUAAUGCUGUUUUUGUUAACGGUCAUUGGAGGAAGAAACGCUUUUUAGUUGCACAAACACCCUUGCCAGAGACAGUCGAAGAUUUCCUAACGCUCAUUUACCAAGAGUCUUGCUCGUGUAUUGUCAGCUUUGAAACAGACAUUGGAAAUAAUGAGAGCGUUGGCUUAUAUUUCCCUGCUGAAAAUCAAGUGCUAAACAAGAGAGCGUUCAGUGUGGAAAGUUUACGACAAGAUGGGAAGGCUUAUAACACAAGAAGAACUCUGAUGUUGAGACAUACGGGCGAACAUAAGGAGACAAACGAAAUAAGCAUUCCACAGCUAGAGUUCACUGCCUGGGAUAGUUCGAGAAAUACUCCAAGGUCCGCAUCAGAGUUUUUGGACUUCAUUGACGAUGUUGAGGAGGCAUCAAGAGCAUCUACAUCUGGAGGACCAAUUCUUAUUCACUGCAUUGACGGAGCCAGCAAGAGUGGUUUGUUUUGUGUUGUUUCCCUGCUGCUACAAAAGAUGGCCAUUGAACACGAAGUCAGUGUUGUAAAUGCUGUCAGAAAGGUCAAGGCGAGGCGAAGGUUGGCUAUCCCAGUCAGGUGA
This is a messenger RNA of Mya arenaria, 727 nucleotides long. RefSeq names its product receptor-type tyrosine-protein phosphatase V-like. The record is from RefSeq and is a predicted model, not a curated record. Gene Ontology annotation, biological process: protein dephosphorylation. The coding region runs from base 41 to 727 and encodes 228 amino acids. The transcript has 6 exons. Gene Ontology annotation, molecular function: protein tyrosine phosphatase activity. NCBI's taxonomy places the organism in Eukaryota, Metazoa, Mollusca, Bivalvia, Myida, Myidae.